AUGAAGAGUUUUUUGGUAGCGUUUCUUAUUGUGCUCGUCUUCUUCUGUGUUGAGAUGAAAAUAGGAAAUGGAUUCAAAAUACAUGAAGUACCAGAACCCACAGGAAAAUGGUGCGGAUAUUCGGUGCCGAUGAAACCAUGCAUAAACGAUGAUCGCGUUAAACGAUGUAUUGCGGAAAAUACGCAUGGCUGGUUGAUGGCUACUGGCAUGUGCACAUCUAUCCCAAGCUUAAAGGAUUGUUACUGUAUGCAUCAGUGUCCCUAA
This is a messenger RNA of Arabidopsis thaliana (thale cress), 264 nucleotides long. RefSeq names its product Defensin-like (DEFL) family protein. Gene Ontology annotation, cellular component: extracellular region. The record is from RefSeq and is marked reviewed. Lineage: Eukaryota; Viridiplantae; Streptophyta; Magnoliopsida; Brassicales; Brassicaceae. The coding region runs from base 1 to 264 and encodes 87 amino acids. The transcript is spliced from 2 exons.